Molecule: messenger RNA, 591 nt
Organism: Caenorhabditis briggsae
Lineage: Eukaryota; Metazoa; Nematoda; Chromadorea; Rhabditida; Rhabditidae
Exons: 3
Coding region: 1-591 (196 amino acids)
Source: RefSeq, a predicted model, not a curated record
AUGUGUUUGAAACAUUUUGGAAACAACAAGAACUGCUCUAAAAAAGAAGAUCUCAAGAUGGAUUUAGUGCUUGAAGAUUUUAAAUUCGUUCUGAAAUCUCAAAAAUCGAUUUUACAAGAAAAUCUUCAAGCAGCCCGUAUUGUACCUGUUGAUCCAGUUCUUCAUUUUGCAAUUAAUUCGGAAAUGGACCAAGUUUUUGAAACAUUGCAUUGGAAAAAUUCGAACAAAUUUUAUUUUGGAUACAUUCCGAGUCCGACGUACACAGUUGUGGAUAGUUUAUGUGAUUUUUCACCAUUUGAGUUGCAUUUUGAGUCAGUUUCAGCAGACAAUUUGAAUUCUUUGAAACAAUUUUUGCUCAAUUCUCCAAAGAUCAAAUUUUUUCACCUAACAGUGAGACAUUUUGAAGGAACUGAACAUUUCUCAAGUUUAUGGGGAGCUCCAUAUGAAUUCGAAAAUUCCCACAACUGGUUUUUCCGAAUAAAAAACUCGAAAAUUCUGAAAAUUUCAUGUCGGCAUGGUGUGGUGUUUUCGAUCUGGUUCACAUAUAUUGAAGUCGGAACCGUUCCUCAAGGAGCAUUAAUUCGGGGCUGA